Messenger RNA from Asparagus officinalis (garden asparagus), 4303 nucleotides. RefSeq lists its product as uncharacterized. The coding region runs from base 235 to 3555 and encodes 1106 amino acids. The record is from RefSeq and is a predicted model, not a curated record. The transcript has 34 exons. Lineage: Eukaryota; Viridiplantae; Streptophyta; Magnoliopsida; Asparagales; Asparagaceae.
UUAAAGAUUUCACCCUUUUACCUUCCUUGGGAAGGAAACACAAAAAAAGAAAGAAAAAAGAAAAAGAAAAAGAAAAAACAGAGGAGCUACGCCAUUUCUCGUUGCUCGCCGGAAAACGUCGCCAGCCACCGGCCAUCGCAGGUUUCUCUCUCAUCUUCCCAUUCUCCGUGCUGAAAACCUAACCGAGACGUGUGGUUUCGAACUACACUCUAAAACUUCAGAAUUUGGAAGGUUAUGGCAACUAAAAGAAGUUCUUGCAAAAGAGCCCUUGUCGAAUUUCUCGAUGGAAACGAUGAAGACGCUGAUAAAGUUUACAGGUUCCAAAUUUUGCUCCCAAAUGGCGCGAAUACGCGCUUGACAUUGCACGAUCCCGGAGAGGAGAUGUUCAUCCAUGAAUUUGUUCAUGCUAUUCGAGUUGAGGUCGAGAAAAUCGAGAAAUCUUCGCAGGGUUCGAGGAGAAAGAUAAUGUGGAAUAAUGAUAUUUAUUUGGAGGAUAUGCAUGAGUCUAAGAUGAAGAAGAAGAUUUGCUUCAGUAGCUUUAAGCCUAAUAAAUGUCAUAUCCUAAAGCUUCAUGAUGGUGGAGGACCUUCUGUUGGAACUUAUAAUAAUAUGUGGGAUUUGACACCGGAUACUGAUCUUCUUCAAGAGCUUCCGGCAGAGUAUACUUUUGAAACUGCACUAGCUGACUUGAUUGAUAAUUCCUUGCAAGCAGUGUGGUCAAAUUCUCCGGGAGAACGAAGGCUUGUCAGUGUGACGCUUGAGGAACGGAAGGUUGUUAUCUUCGAUAGUGGCCCUGGAAUGGAUGGCAGUGAUGAGAAUUCUAUAACAAAAUGGGGAAAGAUGGGCUCAUCGAAUCAUAGGUCCUCAAGGAAAAUUGCAAUUGGUGGGAAAGCCCCAUAUCUAACUCCUUUCUUUGGCAUGUUUGGUUAUGGAGGACCAAUUGCUUCAAUGCACCUAGGAAGGCAUGCGAUAGUGUCUUCUAAAACUAAAGAGUCGAAGAAAGUAUAUACUCUUCAUCUUUCAAGGGAGGCACUCAUGAAAAGAUCAGCUGAUAAGUGCAUUUGGAGGGCUGAUGGAGGAAUAAGAGAUCCUUUAGAUGAAGAAAUCCAAUUAUCGCCUCAUGGAAGCUUUACAAAGGUGGAGAUUCAUAAUUUAAAACUGAGGUGCAUGGAGACAUUUAAGCUUCGAUAUUGGUUGAAGGAUGUAUACUUUCCAUAUAUUCAGUGUGAUGAACAUCUGACAUCGAAGAGAACGACAAUGCCUAUAGAGUUUCAGGUGAACCAUACUGAUUUAGCUGAAAUUGCUAGUGGGGAAGUUGCAGUGACGAAUCUGCACUCUUGUAAUGGUCCUGAUUUUGUCCUUCAACUACACCUGACUAUUAAUGAAGGAGAUCCAACAUCUACAAGUUCUGGCUCCAGGAGUUGUCGGCAGGCUAAUGCGCGGUUGAAGUGUGUCUACUUUCCAAUUGUCGAAGGGAAAGAGAACAUUGAUAGAAUUCUGGAAAAGCUGCAGGUAGAUGGGUUCCCGACAAAAGAAGACUUUGAAAAGUUUAGUCGCGUAUCUAUUAGGAGACUAGGUCGAUUACUUCCAGAUGCCAGAUGGCGAGCACUUCCAUUCAUGGAACCCCAGAAUAAAAAGGGAGAAAAAGGUCAGUUAUUAAGGAGGUGCUGUCACAGGGUCAAAUGCUUCAUUGACACGGAUGCUGGAUUUUCCCCUACACCUUCCAAGACAGAUUUAGCACAUCACGAUUUUUUCACUCUGGUACUACGGAACAUUGGCAGUAAGCCUUCUGGGGAGGAAUCAGUAGCAACCAUCGAGAUCAGGAAAGAUGGAAAACCACUAAAUCUGUUAAACCUGGAGAAGGAAUUUCAUGAUUGGGUAUUUCAGAUGCAUGCUUUAUAUGAUGAAGAAGCAGAAUGCGGUGAGGAUGAACCUGUUCUUGUAUUUUGCCCCAGCAGAAAAAACAAACUUGGGAUAUCUGCUGAUGGUAAUGGCAUAAAAUAUCAUCAAUCAGUUGUAAGAGUACACAAAGUCAUAAGGAGAAAAGGGCGAUUGUGGGAAUCAGGCCAAAAAGUUAAAAUUAUUAAAGGAGCAGUUGGAUGUUCAAAAAAUAAUCUCUAUGCCACAUUGGAGUAUUUUUUGCUUGAAGGAUUUCAAGGAGAUGCUGGUGGAGAAGCACAUUUAGUUUGCAGGCUUGUUGGCUGUCCAGAUGAAAAAGGCUGCUUGCUUGUGGUAAAUGAUGGAUAUGCAAGCUUGAACAUUCGUGAUUCUCGAUUGUUUCCUAUUUCUGAGAUCGAUAAUGGGAAGAUUCAGCCAAUAGAUGGUGUUGCAUGGAAUUAUCAACUUGAAAAGAAACAGGAAAAGGCUCCUUCCUGGAUUGACAUACUGACCAGUGAACAUUGUAGCCAGUUAAAUAUUAAGGGGGAGCUACCGUUAGACAUUCCUGUUGAGGCUGGUUAUGAUCCUCCAGAUGAAAUUGUUGCUGUUAUUAGACCAUCUUGCUAUAAUACUUCAACUAGCAGUAAAGGCCUUGAUCAGAAGUUUAUUGUAAAGGAUGACCUAGAGAUGUCAAUGGAAGUUAGACUUGUAUGUGGUGGUAAGGGCUCCCCAGGUGGAGACCUAGUGUUUGCGCAACGAAUAAAGCCUUCUUUGCGUAAUGGUUUUCAUGGACUGUACAUAUUCCCUUUGCGGCCAAGAAAGGCAAAGCUCUUCUGUAAAUCCGGUGUUUAUAUAUUUUCCUUCUCAGUUGUCUGCAAAGAUUCUAGCUGUAAAAAGAGGGAAUUGUCAGUUGCUGUUAAACCUGCUUCAAGCAUCGUGGAGUGGAAAUUAUAUGACAAGGGAGGCCCUCUCGGCGAUAAGUCUGUUCCUAUUCGGGUAGGAUCCCAUGUUUCAUACCUUUCUGUGACGUGUCUUGAUCAGUUCAUGAACUCAAUUCCAUUCUCUAGCCUCCCUAUAGUUAAGAUCAAAGUCAGCACAAAAGAUUUCCUUCUCGCCAACAUUGACAAAAUGAAGAUCGCUGUAUCAUCUAAUCAAUUGUUUGUGGAAAUUACAGACAUGUUGUUUGAAAGUUCGAAACUGGACGUGAUUCGGCCUUGUUAUGAAGCUGCAUUGGGGGUUUAUUCACUGGAGGAUGUACUCAUCGUUGAAGUUCCAUGUAGAGCCAUGCCAGGGCCACCGUCCUCCAUUAAGAUGCAGUGCUCCUCAGAAGUUGAAAAGCAUUUGAGUCCAGGCACUGUGAUUAAAGAGUUUGUACUGGAGGUGCUGGAUGCUUGUGGCAAUCAUAUAGAAGAAGGUGUAGAAAUUCCUGUGCAAGUUGACGGUCUGUGUUUCCAAGAUUAUUUGGGUUCCAUCCGUAAGGUGAGCGAUCAAGGAAAUAUUAACCUUAGUGGGCUUCUGAAAGUGACAGCUGGUUAUGGUUCAAGAGUUCAUGUUCUUGUGUCUGUCGGAGGGAAAGUGAUUUUUGAGAAAAUGUUUCGGGUCAUGAAAAGGGAAUUGAGAGUUAUAUCUAAGGUGACAAGCUAUUUUUCUGAUAUUGACGAACAUCUUUACUCUUGAUAUUUAUGCUAGUGUAUAAGAUCUAUAAGAUUCAUUAUUUAUAGUAACUAAUCUGACACUUUGUACUUAAUAUGAGCCUGUUGUUAUCUUACAAUGGAAACAUGUGUAAAAGUGCUGGAGAUAACUUCUUUAUUGUUGUAGUGUCAUUUUUCAUCUGGUAUGCAGGCAGAAAUCUAACAAUGGUCACUUAUAAACCACUAUUUAUCAUAAACAUUUUGUGCUACUUUGUUGAAUGCAGUCUACUUUGAAGUUUACCAAUACUACUUUGUGGUUUUUUGUCCCCUCUUUCUUCAUCUUUGAUUUUUUUUGAAAUUGUAGCAAUUUCCCUGUCCUUUAUUUCUAUUUUUUUCUCACAUAGUUUAUUUUUUCCCUGUCUCAACAUUGUAUGUUCUGAUACUACUUUGCACCUACCUGUCGCUCUACCUUAAGAUCAUGUCCGCCUUUACUCAUCAAAAUAAGGUUGUUUGUGGACAUGCAUGAAAGGUGAAAAUGUUCCUAUACGAUAGAAAUGAUCAACUAUCCAGCUGAUAAGACUCUUUAGCUUCAUCCUAAAAUUUCACCACGAUGUCCACAAAAGAUAAGAGCAUCUAAUUUGUUGGCUCUUGCACUUUAAGAUCUUGCAACUAUGGGGCAAGCCUCCAAGACCUCCUGAUUUUGAGCCGUAUAAAGGUGGGCUUAAGAAAAAUGAUCCUCAAAGGAAAUUGGCUUUGCCAAAUCCGCUUCUACCAUCUCAGGGAAUCCCAGCUGG